Molecule: messenger RNA, 2057 nt
Organism: Bombus impatiens (common eastern bumble bee)
Lineage: Eukaryota; Metazoa; Arthropoda; Insecta; Hymenoptera; Apidae
Gene: angel
Product: protein angel
Exons: 6
Coding region: 149-1810 (553 amino acids)
Molecular function (GO): 3'-5'-RNA exonuclease activity
Source: RefSeq, a predicted model, not a curated record
AUUAUGACGACGCGACAGUAUCUACUUACAUAUGUAUAUUUGCACGGGUGGGGAAAAUAUGCUUACGAUUUCUGACAACAGAUGACAUAACCUAACCUAUGCACCUGCGUAUAGUUAUGUAUUAAUAUCCCCACUACUUAAUAAAUAAAUGAAUACAGCUAGCAAGUUACCACGGAAAAUUUACGUUGAAAGACUUGACGUCUUCUUCAGACUUUUUCGUUACAAAUCUGAGCAUCAUUACUAUGAUAUUGUUCCAUUUUUACCCUUUCGUAUGUCCGGACUAGCUGCAAAGCAAGUAUUUUUGAGAAAUUUUUGUAAAAACAUACUAACAUCUGAGAGACUAUCUUGCUACAAUUUGGUGGGAACAAUGGCAAAUUCAGCUGCACAACAGAAAUUAAAUCAGGCAUCAAUGGAACCAUUCUUGGAAACAUAUUACACUUCUAGUAAUAAUUAUGAAAUCCCAUUAAAUUUUUUACCAGAAAAUUUAACAUGUGAAAGUAACAUGCAAACAGUUCUUGGAACAAAUGCAUGUGUUGAAACUCCAAUGUUUUUAAUGGAUAAGUACAUGUCUGAUAAACAGAAGUAUAAAGCAAUGAGACAAUGGAUACGUUUUAAGAAAGAGAAGCUGACCUCUAAUUCUGAAGAAUCUUUUAUUCUGAGAGUAUUAUCCUUCAACAUUUUGGCACAAUAUCUAUUGGAAACAUAUCCAUUUUUGUACAAGGCUCAUGACAAACAGGCACUGUCUUGGAAGAUUAGGAGGCAGCUUCUCUUACAAGAGAUUUUAGGAGCACAAGCUAACGUGAUUUGCCUUCAAGAAAUGCAAGAAGAACAUUUGGAAGAAUUUUUGGUUCCGCUCCGGGAGUUAGGUUAUAACUAUUUAUAUAAAAAACGAACAAACGAUAAAAAAGAUGGAUUGCUAUUCCUAUAUCGAUCUGAUCAGCUUAUUUUAAUAGACUAUGCAAAAGUUGAGCUUUAUCAAUCUGGUAUUGAAUUGUUGAAUAGAGAUAAUGUUGGAAUUAUUGCAAAACUAGCAGUUAAAAAAAAUCCUGAAAUACAAUUGGUGAUUGCUACAACCCAUCUGCUUUACAAUCCGAGACGACAUGAUGUGAGAUUGGGACAAACUCAACUUCUUUUAGCAGAAAUUGAGAGGAUUGCUUUCCUGGAGAAUACAAUGACGGGUGCCAAAUAUCUUCCAAUCAUACUGGCAGGUGAUUUCAACUUGCAGCCCCAUUCUGGAGUAUACAAAUUUAUUGUAGAGGGAGUAUUUGAAUAUCAAGGGAGGGGGAAAAAUCUUGAACGAACUGACUACCGGUCGCUAUCGAAUUCUCUUAUCCCUCCCCGGCUUUGCAUUACUGAUAAUUGUCAACAUUUUAAUGUCUUAAAACAGAGACUACGUGGAGAAGGAACCGACAAAGUGAUGUUGGAAAAUAGCGAACACCACAAUGUAGAUACUUCAGAAAAUAAUUCAUCAAACGUUUGCGAAGUGAAAGCAGAUACAACUGAUUUUCAAACAAUAGAAAUUGCACAUGAUUAUCGUGUUAAUUUCUGUUCUGGCACCUUAACUCAUCCUUUCCAUUUUAAUAGUGUAUACAAACAUCAAAAUUGUCACGGAGAACAAGAAGCUACAACAAAUCAGGGCAAAUGGAUCACUGUUGAUUAUAUUUUUUAUAGCGAUCUGGAACUUCUUGAAGUAUAUGAUUUACCCACAGCCACGAGAUGCAACACUUUACCUACAAUACCUAAUUUUGCAGUUGGAAGUGAUCAUUUGUGUUUAGCAGCUACUUUUAAACUACGUAAAAGCAAACUUUAGAACUUUUAAUAUCAUGAUUUAUAAUAUAGUGAAAAGUUAUUAUAUUAUAACCUUGAGACAAUUACCUUUUUUACACUAUGUAUGAAAAGAUAAUGUAAGUAAGAGAUACUGUACAGAAUAGCCACGUUAUUUUGUAUAAAAAAAUUAAAAAUGUUACUAUUUUCCUUUAUUGUUAUUGAUAAAUAUGGAAAACAUUGUAGUUUGUAAUGAUUUAUUACAUUAAAUGUGACAUAUAUUAUACCUUGUA